UUUCCCAACAGCGCCGGCCCCAAAGGAGACAACAUCUACGAGUGGAGGUCGACCAUCCUGGGACCGCCGGGCUCCGUGUACGAGGGAGGCGUCUUCUUCCUGGACAUCGCCUUCACGCCAGACUACCCCUUCAAACCCCCUAAGGUAACAUUUCGUACGAGGAUCUAUCACUGCAACAUCAACAGUCAGGGCGUGAUCUGUCUGGACAUCCUGAAGGACAACUGGAGUCCCGCCCUCACCAUCUCCAAGGUGUUGCUGUCCAUCUGCUCCCUGCUCACAGACUGUAACCCAGCCGACCCUCUGGUGGGAAGCAUCGCCACACAGUACCUGACCAACAGAACAGAGCAUGACAGAAUAGCCAAACAAUGGACGAAGAGAUACGCCACAUAGACUCCCCCACCGCAAACCAUCCCCUUCUUGACCUCCUCUCAUCCCCUCCGCCCCUCCACCCUCCACUGCACCUCUCUCUACCUCUCUCUCACCCUUACAGCCGAAACACACCAGGCACGGACGCGCCGCCACACGUCUGCAUUAUACAUUAUAAUCAUCUGAAGCUGCUACACUGACCAAGGGAGCUCUUCUCUGUUUUUCUACAUAACUAGUCUAUUUUUCUUUUCUUUUUCUUCUUUCUCUCUACACACUGCUCCACAGCCCUCCGACAGGUAAAAACUACAUGAAACUGUGUAAAAAAAAAAAAAAAAGAGUACAAUCUGUAUAAAAGUGAUUUAAAUAAAAAAUACCUCAUUGUACCAGAGGCAACGCGACGCAGCAGUGCAACCAUGUGGAUUUUUCUGUCAUCACACAUUACAAUAAAUCAAUCAAAUCAGUGUCUAUCUAUGUAUGAUCUCGUACUUAAAACGAUCUAGUUAAUUAAUUCAGUUCCAGUUUAACAUUUCCAACGCUUCCGAACGCUGCGUUAUCGCUCGGCUGAUGCACAACCACGCGCCACAAAGACGGCAGCGUCUGUGUAGCAGCUGAACAGCGUCGCGUCCGUGCCUCGAGUAUUUUCAGCCGUUUGUCUGUCAAAGCACACUCACUAAGUGCAACGGUAUUCCUGCUCCCCCUCCUCCUCUUCCUGUUACCCCUCCUUCUUCUCCUCCUCCACCUUCUCUUCCUCUUAUUCCUCCUCCCCCAACAUUUUAUCUACCUUUACUGUGUAAUAAAAAAACCCUUUAAAAAAACACACAAAAAAUCAAACAAAACAUAAAAAAAAAAAAAAAAGUCCUUUUGUUCCUUGUUGACUUGAAAGCUUCUUUUUUAUACAAAGAGUAGAUUGGGAUUUUUAUUUUCCAAUGUCUGAAUGUUGGAAGUAUUGUAUUGGAAAAAAAACAAAACAAAAAACACAGAAUAUUAUAACUAUCAUACGCAUUGUCCUCCAGCUAUACAGUAUGUAUUCUCAUUUUCUUAGUGGCACCUGGAACAAACAUGCAGAAUAUAUGCUUUUAGUUUUUUUCCCUUUUUUUUAAAUUUUAUUUUAUUAUUAUUGUUAUUUUAUUUUUAUUUUUUUUUGUAUUUGUCAUCUGUAUAUUAUCUGCAUGGAACAGGAAGCAUCAAUGGAUCCGUCAUGCUUUUUAACUUUCUCUGAUUUUGUUUGUACUGUAUGUAUUUUUUCAAAGGCUUUUGAGGCAGACCACAAAAGUAUAGGUCUGCCUGUGAAAGAGGCAGGACUUGUAUAUUUACUGGCUACCCGCCACCUCUGCAAUUGCAGAGUGGUUUGUUGUGCACUUGUAUUACUGAAGCACCCAAUAAAACACACUGUGGUUGGCUUGUGAGAAAAAAAAACAACAAAAAAAACAUGUGUGGCUCUUUCUUGCGCUUUAUGUUCGACCCCAACUUCUACAUGGGUCAAUGAUGUUGUUUUUGUGUCCAUGUGGUUUAGUCAAAUUCAAAAGGGGGUAAAAUAUGAAAAUAAACGUAUG
Messenger RNA from Scomber scombrus (Atlantic mackerel), 1919 nucleotides. Its product is annotated as ubiquitin-conjugating enzyme E2 E1. Lineage: Eukaryota; Metazoa; Chordata; Actinopteri; Scombriformes; Scombridae. The transcript has 3 exons. Gene Ontology annotation, molecular function: ubiquitin conjugating enzyme activity. Gene Ontology annotation, biological process: protein polyubiquitination. Gene Ontology annotation, cellular component: nucleus. The annotation marks the transcript as partial. The record is from RefSeq and is a predicted model, not a curated record.